Messenger RNA from Lipotes vexillifer (Yangtze River dolphin), 3224 nucleotides. RefSeq names its product kirre like nephrin family adhesion molecule 1 (gene KIRREL1). The transcript has 16 exons. Gene Ontology annotation, biological process: cell-cell adhesion. The record is from RefSeq and is a predicted model, not a curated record. Gene Ontology annotation, molecular function: cell adhesion molecule binding. NCBI's taxonomy places the organism in Eukaryota, Metazoa, Chordata, Mammalia, Artiodactyla, Lipotidae. The coding region runs from base 214 to 2304 and encodes 696 amino acids. Gene Ontology annotation, cellular component: plasma membrane; cell-cell junction.
GGCGGGGGGACACCAUGCUCAGCCUCUUAGUGGAGCCUCUCCUCACUCAUCUCCUUACCCAGUACCGCUUUGGCUUUGCCAGGGACCCAGACCCGCUUCAGCCAGGAGCCAGCUGACCAGACUGUGGUGGCUGGACAGCGGGCCGUGCUCCCCUGCGUGCUGCUCAACUACUCGGGGAUCGUGCAAUGGACCAAGGAUGGGCUGGCGUUGGGCAUGGGCCAGGGCCUCAAAGCCUGGCCACGGUACCGGGUCGUGGGCUCUGCAGACGCCGGGCAGUACAACCUGGAGAUCACAGAUGCCGAACUCUCUGAUGACGCCUCUUACGAGUGCCAGGCCACGGAGGCCGCCCUGCGCUCCCGGCGAGCAAAGCUCACCGUGCUCAUCCCCCCGGAGGACACCAGGAUCGAUGGCGGUCCUGUGAUUCUGCUGCAGGCAGGCGCCCCCCACAACCUCACGUGCCGAGCCUUCAACGCCAAGCCUGCUGCCACCAUCAUCUGGUUCCGGGAUGGGACGCAGCAGGAGGGCGCCGUAGCCAGCACGGAACUGCUGAAGGAUGGGAAGAGGGAGACCACCGUCAGCCAGCUGCUCAUCAACCCCACAGACCUGGAUAUUGGGCGUGUCUUCACCUGCCGCAGCGUGAACGAGGCCAUCCCGAGUGGCAAGGAGACGUCCAUCGAGCUCGACGUGCACCACCCUCCUACGGUGACCCUGUCCAUUGAGCCACAGACGGUGCAGGAGGGCGAGCGCGUCGUCUUUACGUGCCAGGCCACAGCCAACCCUGAGAUCCUGGGCUACAGGUGGGCCAAGGGGGGCUUUCUGAUUGAAGACGCCCACGAAAGUCGCUAUGAGACGAAUGUUGACUAUUCCUUUUUCACGGAGCCUGUGUCCUGUGAGGUUUACAACAAAGUGGGAAGCACCAAUGUCAGCACUUUAGUCAAUGUCCACUUUGCCCCCCGGAUAGUAGUGGACCCCAAACCCACGACCACAGACAUUGGCUCUGAUGUGACCCUCACCUGUGUCUGGGUUGGGAAUCCCCCCCUCACCCUCACCUGGACCAAAAAGGACUCAAACAUGGUCCUGAGUAACAGCAACCAGCUGCUGCUGAAGUCGGUGACCCAGGCCGAUGCCGGCACCUACACCUGCCGGGCCAUCGUGCCUCGGAUCGGAGUGGCCGAGCGGGAGGUGCCACUUUAUGUGAAUGGGCCCCCCAUUAUCUCCAGCGAGGCCGUGCAGUACGCCGUCAGGGGUGAUGGUGGCAAGGUGGAGUGUUUCAUCGGGAGCACACCACCCCCAGACCGCAUUGCAUGGGCAUGGAAGGAGAACUUCCUGGAGGUGGGGACCCUGGAACGCUACACGGUGGAGAGGACCAACUCAGGCAGCGGGGUCCUGUCCACGCUCACCAUCAACAACGUCAUGGAGGCCGACUUUCAGACCCACUACAACUGCACAGCCUGGAACAGCUUCGGCCCAGGCACGGCCAUCAUCCAGCUGGAAGAGCGAGAGGUGUUACCUGUGGGCAUCAUCGCCGGGGCCACCAUCGGCGCAGGCACCCUGCUCACCUUCCUCCUCAUCGCCUUGGUGUUCUUCCUCUGCCGGCGCCGCAAAGGCAGUCGCAAAGACGUGACCCUGAGAAAGCUGGACAUCAAGGUGGAGACAGUGAACCGGGAGCCACUCACGAUGCAUUCGGACCGGGAGGACGAUGCUGCCAGCGUCUCCACGGCAACCCGUGUCAUGAAGGCCAUCUACUCGUCCUUCAAGGAUGACGUGGACCUGAAGCAGGACCUGCGCUGUGACACCAUCGACACCCGGGAGGAGUAUGAGAUGAAGGAUCCCACCAAUGGCUACUACAAUGUGCGUGCCCACGAAGACCGCCCGUCUUCCAGGGCAGUGCUCUAUGCUGACUACCGUGCCCCCGGCCCUGCCCGCUUCGACGGCCGCCCCUCUUCCCGCCUCUCCCACUCCAGCGGCUAUGCCCAGCUCAACACCUACAGCCGGGCCCCGGCCUCUGACUACGGCCCUGAGCCCACACCCCCAGGUCCUGCUGCCCCAGCUGGCACCGACACCACCAGCCAGCUGUCCUACGAGAACUAUGAGAAGUUCAAUUCCCAUCCCUUCCCCGGGGCAGCAGGGUACCCCACCUACCGACUGGGCUACCCCCAGGGCCCUCCGUCCGGCCUGGAGCGGACCCCGUAUGAGGCAUAUGACCCCAUUGGCAAGUACGCCACUGCCACGCGAUUCUCCUACACCUCCCAGCACUCGGACUACGGCCAGAGAUUCCAGCAGCGCAUGCAGACGCACGUGUAGGGCUAGAGCCUGGCCGGGGCAUCUCUGCGGGGCAGAGGAGAAGGCUCUCACAGCUGUUCCCUGAUAUUCAGGGGCAUUGCUCGUUGUUGCUCCCGUCCUGGACCAGCCUUCCUCCUCCCACCGUGGCAGGCGGGGAGCAGGUCUCCCGGAAACACCCCGUCCCAAGGAUGGUGCUCUGUGCAUGCCCCAGCCUCCUGGGCCUGCCCUUCCCUCUUCGGGAGGAUGUGUCUCUUCUGACCUGCACUCUCGCCUGGCCCCAGCCUGGGGACGGGGAAAGUGAAGGUUGCGGAGAGCAGAGGGGGCACUUUUUAGCAUUCCCUUUCUAUCCCACCCCUCUGAUCUCCCGUGAGUAGACAGGGGGUCAUGUGGAGAUGAACAGGCUUUGGCCCAGGGGGCAUGAAGUGUAGGGGUGGGUGGCUGUGGUACAGAUAGGUGGAAGUGGGAUAGCCUGAACAGUCCAUCUGUCGUCUGCGUUCAUACCUUGGAUGCAUCUCCCCCACCUUGGGACUGCAGAAAGGACCUUGGAUUUAUUUUAGUCCUGGCACCGAGUUCAGAUCCAGCCCUCCUUCAGCUGGCAGUAAAGUGCCAGUCAUCCUGGCUGCCCAUGGGGACACCUGUCUGUCUGCCUGCAGAGGGAUCCAGGUAUGUCCCUUAGUGCUGCCCCCUUUUGCUUCUCUUCUGUGCUGGGCCGGCCAGAUAAGCCAGGGGGUCGUGAUGGCGAAGGAAAGGUCAGGAACCAUGUCCUGAGUCACUAGCCAGACAGCAGGGUGCUAUAUAGCAGUUUCCAGAACCCACGCUAGAGUGAGCCCCCCCAAGGCCCCUCCCCUCCCCAGUCUGCCCCACUUCCUGGCUUUAACUCUCCAGCAUGCCUGGGGAGUGGUGGGGUGAGGGUGGGAGUGCUAUAGGCUAUUUUUCAAAGA